Messenger RNA from Dermacentor silvarum, 3120 nucleotides. Its product is annotated as ras-related protein Rab-14-like. Gene Ontology annotation, biological process: defense response to bacterium; Golgi to endosome transport; endocytic recycling. The record is from RefSeq and is a predicted model, not a curated record. Gene Ontology annotation, molecular function: GTP binding; GTPase activity. Gene Ontology annotation, cellular component: trans-Golgi network; recycling endosome; Golgi apparatus. Lineage: Eukaryota; Metazoa; Arthropoda; Arachnida; Ixodida; Ixodidae.
AACACAUCAAUCAAUGAUUGCAGGUGACCCAUCCAGUGGGAGAUUGACAGAUUGCAAGUGAAAAGUAGCAGCCUGAGCAGCCACCACCACAGCCAGCAGGAUGACUGCGGGGCCAUACAACUACUCCUACAUCUUCAAGUACAUUAUAAUCGGGGACAUGGGCGUGGGCAAGUCGUGCCUUCUGCACCAGUUCACCGAAAAGAAGUUUAUGGCUGACUGCCCGCAUACCAUCGGUGUUGAGUUUGGCACGCGCAUCAUUGAGGUGUGCGGUCAAAAGAUCAAGCUCCAGAUCUGGGACACGGCUGGCCAGGAGCGCUUUCGCGCUGUCACCCGCUCCUACUACCGUGGCGCUGCUGGAGCACUCAUGGUCUACGACAUCACCAGGCGCAGCACGUACAACCAUCUCAGCAGCUGGCUAACUGAUGCGAGGAACCUCACCAACCCCAACACAGUCAUCUUCUUGAUUGGCAACAAAUGUGCUGAAGCUCAGAGAGAUGUCACGUAUGACGAGGCAAAGCAGUUUGCUGAUGAAAUGGGUCUAAUGUUUGUGGAGGCUAGCGCAAAAACGGGUGAGCAUGUUGAGGAGGCCUUCCUCGAGACUGCUAAGAAGAUCUUCCAAAAUAUUCAGGAUGGCAGCCUGGACCUGAAUGCAGCCGAGUCUGGCGUGCAGCACAAGCCCCAGACACGGACCACGACAAGCCUUACGAGCGAGGCUACCACAGACAAGGAGGCUUGUGGCUGUUAGGAACCCCUGCUUCUCCCCUCCCCCCUUCCGGUGUGCGACGACUUCUAUGCGGUCCAGGACUGCCUUUCGACCACGGGAGGACAAGGGAAGCAGAGGAGUGGAGGUGGACAGAAGCUGCUUCGAACGGGACUACUACUACCAAGGGGGAAAAGAGGGAGGAGCCUAGAAGAAGGGUUAGGGGGGGGAGCAGGGCAGAGCUGGAGGAAGAAUCGAACAUACACACACAACACACACGGGUCUCUCCUUGUGUAGCGAGGACAGUGGCGGCGACCAGACGGAGGAGGGAGGAUGGCAGCCUGCCGGCCCCUUUUAUUUUCUUUAGUCUCAUUCCCUUACUCCCCGCUGUCGUAACAGGCCCCCAGUACUGCCGCUGCCACUGCUUAACUCUGUUCUUGCCCUCGGUCUCUCACGCAGCUCUCUCCUCUUUUUUUUUAUGCCUCCCUGUUCUCUUUGUUUUUUUUCUUUUCUUGUGUGUGUGUGCGCUCAUGUGUACCAGGGGUAGAGAAAUAAAUGUGUGGCUUCUUUUCCCCAUGCACAUGCCACCCUGCUGCCAUAUAACCUCUGUUCGACAGGCACCAUCUCUGGGCAGCAGGGCAUACCCCGGCUGGAGAUCUUAAAGUCUGAACUCUGGAGUAUAUGUUGGGAUUUGAGGAAGUCGCAGCUGAAACUCGCCUUUCUAUUAACAUUUCAGCCUGUGCUCUCUGUUCCUUUUUUUUUUCUCUCCAGUACCAGGUCUAGUCAGACUUUAAGGUGCCUACUUUUUCCGCAUUCGCACCAUUCAGGCGGCUUCACAAUGAAGGGCCUUGCUGAGGUGUGGACAUAAGGCACAAUCAGUGUCCAGUGCUUGGAAGGCUGCUUCCUGCUUGCGUAACCUGGUCAGAUUUUUUUUAUCUCUCAUUCCUGCUAUGUGAAGUUUGUAAAUGAAUGCCCUUUUCUUUUUUUCCGUUAUAAAAUUUGUUCUGCAUCAGUUUUGGCAAGGAGGGAUGCAAAUAUUGCAGUGCAGUGUUGCAUCUUAACUGUGCUUCUGGUCUUUGUGCAUUGCCUCUGUUAAAACAUUCCUCGCUUUUUCCCUGGGAGGCUCGGCACAAGCUGUAUUUUUAUUUGCUUCAGAGCUGCUUACACUGCAUGGUUUGGGUAGCAGUGACAGUCUCUUUUUUAUUUUUCCUUUUAUUUUUUUUCUCGCAAUGUGAAGGUCGUAUAUAAUUCCUGCCACCAUGCAACUCCUUUCAAAUAUAGCAAUGACAUCAACAACCUUAGGGCCAUCAGCAGCCUUUUUAUAAGGCCCAUCUUAGUAGCUUACAUUAUUGUUGUAGAAACGAAAAACCGCAAUGUUCCGACAGCGGCCGGUGCUCGGAUAGGAAUGAUUUCAUGCACGGAUGACACUGGUGUUUUUUUGUUUGUGCUGCGAUCUGCCUUUCCAGCGUCAUCCGAAAACACCGAGCAACAUGCGUUUUUAUGGGUGUUGAGGGCAGGUAUGGGGUGAUGGGGGGGAGAGAGACUAGAGAUGGGCAAUGUUGGCUAUUUGCUUUGAGAUUUCUCUACUGGGCUUUACUUUUUCUUUCGCCGACGAAUGAUGUGUAUUGACCGACUGUGGUCAAUGAACUAUUUUCCUUAUGGCGCUUGUGUGCUGCUUUUGUGUGUUGCGUGUAUGUGUGAGUGAUUCAUUUGAUUGUACAUUAAAACAAAAUGGGGGCAAGAAAGGAAAAAAAAAGGCUUCUCACUUUGUUGUCCGUUGUUGGUUGCAGAGUCCUGUUCAUGGCCACUCGAUGUCGGGCGGUUUUUCAGGAUGUGAUAGUCGUGCACCUCUUUCUUUCCCCCUCCCCUUCAAGUAUUACGGAGCCACUCUGUGUUGCGGAUAAAGAGACGGCGUGCUACAGAUAGGCCAGAUGCCUAAAGAGGGCCACCACACGAGAUUUUGUAGCCACUGCUGCUAGCCCAGCACUGGUUUUGUAUAGUUUGUGGUCUUCAGACAACCAAGUACCACCGGCUGAGCAGUGGUGAAAUGGUGUGCGCUCAUUUUGUCAUGCUGUACGUGUGUGCACAGCUGCUGCUGGGGUGGAUUACUUGCAGGCCUUCGAAGCAGCAAACGGUGCAGCUGCAUGUGUAACUUGUGCAGCACUCCUGUGACCCUAUUAUUGUUGCAUUGUACGUAGGCUGUUCACGAGUUUUUAUUUUCCUCCCUAAAGAGGCGGUCGGCCGGCAGUGAAAGAAAAAUGCUGUACUUCGAUUUUUAAGCAGGUUCGGACCUCUUUUUGUUUCCUUUUUUUCCCCUCGAAUGUAAUUAUAUCUUCCACCUACAUAGCUGAACACUGGUUGGCACACAUUGCAGGUGACAUUGCUAAUAAAAGGAGGAAUUUAAAAAAAAUUUCCCUGUG